AUGUCGCAAAGCGGCUCCGACGGAGACCCAUGGCCAGCGCCCGGCACUGCGCAGCUCGCGCCCGGCGUCGACCACGAGGGCUGGCUGCCGGAAGGCUUCGUUCCCGACCGGGACAGGUUCAUCGUGUGCGUCGACGUGGACGCCUUUUACUGCCAGGUCGAGGAGCUCCGGGACCCCUCACUGGCUACAAGGCCCAUGGGCGUCUCACAGAAGUACCUCGUGGUGACUGCGAACUACCUGGCCCGCGCCGCGGGCGUCGAGAAGCUGAUGAACACGAAGGAGGCCCAGAAGCGCUGUCCGGGGCUCGUCCUGGUCCCGGGCGAGGACCUCACUCCGUACAGGGCGGCGGCCCGCAAGGUCAGGCGGGUGCUCAGUCGCUUCGGACCCUGUCAGGCGGGCGGCCUGGACGAGGUCUUCGUCGACGUGACAGCCGAGGUGCUGCGGCGCUGUCGCGCCGAGGACCCAGGGGCGACCUUCGUGGGGCACGUCUACCGCCACCGCCGCGCGGAUGCAUCCGGCGGCCUCCUGCAGGGCCCCCGGCACCGCCCGAUGGACGUCCGCGCCGCUCCGGCGCACACUGAGGGGAGCGCUGACGUCCACCCCCCCCCCCCGCUGUCGGCGCUGUCCGACGACGGCCAGGGGUGGGUGCGCGGGCUGGCGGCGGCGUCGCGCGUGGCCGCGGAGGCGCGCGCCGCGGUGCGGGCGGAGUGCGGGCUGCGGACGAGCGCGGGAAUCGCGUGCAACAGGAUGCUGGCGAAACUGGCGUCAGGACUGCACAAACCGGACGGACAGACGACGCUGCCGCCGAGCGAGGCGUCGCGGUUCGUGGCGGAGCUUCCGGCCAGGGCGCUGCCGGGCGUGGGCUCUCGGGCGGCGAAAUGCCUCUACGCGAUUGGCGUCACGUCCGUCGCGGACAUCCGACGCGCAGGCGUCGACGCCGUCGCAGCUGCGCUCGCGGCAGGGCCCCCGCGGCUCGACCCGGGCCAGUCCGACACGCCCUCGCCGCCCCCGAAGCCCGGAGUGGCGUCAGGAACAACACCCCCCCGGUUCCUUGCUCAGGCGAAUCAGAUCUUCCGGAUGUCGUGCGGCGCCGAUGACACGCCCGUGGAGCCGCGACCGCCCGCAAAGGCCGUGUCGGUGGAGGACUCGUUCAAGUCGUGCGAGACGUUCCAGGGCGUGGAGUCGGUUCUCUCUGUGCUGUGUCCAGAUAUGGUUUCAAGGAUUGACGAGGAGCGCGAGGAGACUGGGAGGGUGCCGCGGACGCUGACGGUCAAGUGGCGGCUGCGCGGACGCGGACAGAAACGCACCAGCGCCAGCACCGCGAUGCCCGCCACCGUCGUUGAUUGCACAGUGGCGCUGGGAGAACGCGCCACGCGGCUGGCGGCGGCGGCGGGGGGGGUCCUGCGAACAGGCCUGAGGGACUCCGGGGACUUCUGUCUGACGCUGAUCAACCUGGCGGCCACGGGGUUCGUGGCGUCGGGUGACUGUGCGGGCAAACGCAGCGCACCGAUGCCGGUCGAGGGGGGGGAUGUCGCGAAGCGGGCGCGGGGAGACGGGAGCGCGAUGCGGAGCUUGCAGGCCCGUCGCGACUACGGGACAGGCACGGGGGCCGGGGGGGCGCUGUCGAAGCGUGCGGAGCGCGCGCUGGUGGAGGGGGGAGUUGGAGAGGAGUCGGGGGAGGGGUGCUGGGAGGAUGGGGGGGUGUGGAUGGUGGACGGCGGCGGGGAGGUGCUGCCUGGGUAUAUGUCGUCCGGGGGCUCGUCGGAGGAGUGGGACAGGGUCCGCCGCGGGUGA
Pedinophyceae sp. YPF-701 is the source of this 1794-nucleotide messenger RNA. The record is from the annotation of a GenBank genome assembly. NCBI's taxonomy places the organism in Eukaryota, Viridiplantae, Chlorophyta, Pedinophyceae.